AUGAAGGUCUUUGCAAAGAUGGCCCUUGUUGCCUGCCUGUCGGCGAGCGUUAGUGCUCUCCCAACGCCUGACGCUUCCGGCAAUUCUAUCUCCAAGAUUGCUCGAUCGGAGGAUGUUACUGGCGGUGCUGCCUCUUUCGGCUCUGGUCCUUGGAAGAAGCGCGGAGAGGAUGCUGUCCAGGGUAAUACGCCUGAGUGGAAGAAGCGUGGAGAGGAUGCUGUCGAUGGCAACACGCCCGAGUGGAAGAAGUAG
Messenger RNA from Penicillium longicatenatum, 252 nucleotides. RefSeq lists its product as uncharacterized. The record is from RefSeq and is a predicted model, not a curated record. The transcript has a single exon. The coding region runs from base 1 to 252 and encodes 83 amino acids. NCBI's taxonomy places the organism in Eukaryota, Fungi, Ascomycota, Eurotiomycetes, Eurotiales, Aspergillaceae.